CGUCAGAGCAGUGCUCUUUUUCCUCACUUGAAGUUACAUUCAUACGAGUACGACGCGUCUCCACUCAAAAUGACUAUACAGAUUAGCGUCCUUCCAGAUGACAUUAUUCACACUAUACUAGACGGAACCACCGUUCAACGCGUCAACAAUGGGUCUUUUAUACGACUGCCACAUCCCAGAACCGGCCUACCAACCUUAUUCCUUCCCUACCAAACCGCCUUGAGUAGCACGAUAUCAGAACUACAAGCCGUUGAACCGAUCAAUGCGAGAUCAUGGUUUAUUGAAAAUGAGGUUAUAUCCGAUGGCAAGUUAUUGUUAAUCACGUCUGUAGAUCCUGCCUUCCUUCUCGUUCCAAUCCUUCGAUCUUUCUCUCCGAAAAAUGGAUCGCUAGGACAAUUCAGAACGGCUGACGAUAUUUUCGAGGAAGCGGCAUCCAAGUUGGAACAAUCCUCGAGUAAGGAUUCCAUCGAAACUAUUUCAGCGAAAGACGUCGCCACAUUUGCAUCUAUGAACUGCUGUAAGGAUGCCUUGACACGAAUCUGCGAUUCGCAAGAACUUCCGCCUGAUAUUAUGGUCUAUCGGUUCUCUCCAACCAAAUAUGUCGAAUAUCUGAAGCUUAAAGUGCUGAAGCUACUGGAGGCGAACGUGAUUGAAGGUUCCAGAACACUGGUGCGUAGCUUAGCAAAGGACGGCCUGAUGGAGGAUGGGAAUGAGAAAUUGCUCGAAGUUGGUCGUCUGAAAAUCGCUUGUGAUUUAGUUGCACAGUAUCUGCCUCCAGAUUUGUGCACUAUGCACCUUGCUUCAUACGAUUUCUCCGAACUCAAUGCCUACUUGGAAAAGCUGGAGGAAGAAAAGAGACUGAAAGCUCGUGAAGCCUCCAGCUCAAAGAAUCGUAAGAAGGCAAUCAAAAAAGAGGAUUCCAAGGAGAAAAUCGAUAAACGGAAGGCGCCGAAAGCAUCUCAAGGAGUCGAGAAACUCAAGAAGACUAAUAUUAACGGAAUGGCAAAACUUUCUACGUUUUUUGCGAAGAAAUCAUGAUAUGUAUGUAUUGUAUGAGUGCGCUUGUUUUGGUGCUUGCAAUACUGCAAUUUUGAUGAACAUGCCACCUACAAUACAAGGCUAACGAGCUCUUCGCCAAGGUGCAUCUCUUUUAACCGUGCAACAGUAGAGGAUGAGCUUGAUCCAAUUGCUAAACCCUCUCGCCGCAUUUCAAGCAUAUCGAACAACGCCUCCGUUUCCAAAUUUCGACCGCUAUACAGUCCGCUCGAGAAUUCUGCCUCCGAAAGAUGUUCAAUCUUCAUAUACGUCAAAGUAGGGAGGAGAGGGGUGCUUCUCAACUCGUUGAAAAGAUUCACUAGACUGCAUGAGCCCUGGUCUCCAUAGUCUAUCAAGUCGGACUCAUCCAGUGGGUUAUCGGAUGUCUUCUGGAAUUCCAGUCGAAGUUCCUGGAGUUCGGGAGUAUUCCGGAAAAGUGUUAUAAGAGUUUCUGCACAAGA
Lentinula edodes (shiitake mushroom) is the source of this 1496-nucleotide messenger RNA. Its product is annotated as ribonuclease H2, subunit B. The record is from RefSeq and is a predicted model, not a curated record. Lineage: Eukaryota; Fungi; Basidiomycota; Agaricomycetes; Agaricales; Omphalotaceae. The coding region runs from base 70 to 1038 and encodes 322 amino acids. Gene Ontology annotation, cellular component: nucleoplasm; ribonuclease H2 complex. Gene Ontology annotation, biological process: RNA catabolic process; ribonucleotide metabolic process. The transcript has 8 exons.